AUGAACAACCAAACAGCCAUCUCCCAGUUCCUACUUCUGGGUCUGCACAUUCCCCCAGAUCACCAGCAUCUGUUCUAUGCCCUGUUCCUGGCCAUGUACCUCACCACUGUCCUGGGGAACCUUAUCAUCAUCAUCCUCAUUAUACUGGACUUCCAUCUCCACACACCCAUGUACUUGUUUCUCAGCAACUUGUCCUUCACUGAUCUCUGCUUUUCCUCUGUCACAAUGCCCAAAUUGCUGCAGAACAUGCAAAGCCAGGAUAUAUCAAUCACCUAUGUGGGUUGUCUGACACAAAUGUACUUUUUAAUGUUUUUUGGUGAUAUGGAGAGCUUUCUUCUUCUUGUCAUGGCCUAUGACCGGUAUGUGGCCAUCUGCUUCCCUUUGCAUUACACCAGCAUCAUGAAUCCCAAGCUCUGUGUGUGGCUGGUGCUGCUGUCCUGGAUGAUUACCAUGCUAUAUUCCAUGUUACACACCCUACUCUUGGCUAGAUUGUCAUUCUGUGAGGACAAUGUGAUCCCCCAUUUUUUCUGUGACAUAUCUGCCUUGCUCAAGUUGGCCUGCUCUGACAUUCAUAUUAAUGAACUAAUGAUAUUUAUCUUGGGAGGGCUUGUCAUUGCCAUCCCAUUCUUACUCAUUGUUGUGUCCUAUGUACAAAUCAUCUCUUCCACCCUAAAGGUUUCAUCUACUCGGGGUAUACACAAGGUGUUCUCCACUUGUGGCUCCCACUUGUCUGUGGCCUCACUGUUCUACGGGACAAUUAUUGGUCUCUACUUAUGUCCACCAGUAAAUAGCUCUAAUGUGAAGAAGAUUGCCAUGGCCUUGAUGUACACAGUGGUGACUCCCAUGCUGAAUCCCUUCAUCUACAGCCUGAGGAACAGAGAUAUGAAAGAUGCCCUCAGUAGAGUCCUUUGCAAGAAGAAAAUCUCCUUAUAA
Molecule: messenger RNA, 933 nt
Organism: Mastomys coucha (southern multimammate mouse)
Lineage: Eukaryota; Metazoa; Chordata; Mammalia; Rodentia; Muridae
Product: olfactory receptor 1468-like
Exons: 1
Coding region: 1-933 (310 amino acids)
Biological process (GO): G protein-coupled receptor signaling pathway
Cellular component (GO): membrane
Molecular function (GO): olfactory receptor activity; G protein-coupled receptor activity
Source: RefSeq, a predicted model, not a curated record